GAAUGGACAUCUAUUGGAGGGACCAAAUGGUGUGUCCGACUGAAGACCAAUACCUGGAUAUGAUUGUGAAGAAAACGGGCGGACCUUUCAUUUUGGCCGUAAAACUGAUGCAAUUGUUUAGUAGUAAUAAAACAGAUUUUCAGCCACUUUUGAAAAUAUUGAGCCAUUAUUUCCAGAUUAGAGACGAUUACGCAAAUCUCAUGUCUGUUGAGUACAAUGAAAAGAAAGGCUUUUGCGAAGACAUUACUGAAGGAAAGUUUUCAUUUCCUAUAAUACAUGCAAUGAAUAACUCCAUAAAUGACACAACAAUUAUAGAUAUACUACGGCUGCGAACCAGAGAUAACGGGCUGAAAAAAAUGGUUAUAAAGAAGUUGCAAAGUUUGGGUUCACUCGAGUAUACAUUGGAGCGCAUAAUAAUGUUGGACAGUAUGGCCAGGAAUGAGAUCAAUGUGUUGGGCCAUAACCCAGUGAUGAUGGCCCUCUUAGAUUAUCUCCGAAACAUU
Medioppia subpectinata is the source of this 503-nucleotide messenger RNA. NCBI's taxonomy places the organism in Eukaryota, Metazoa, Arthropoda, Arachnida, Sarcoptiformes, Oppiidae. The record is from the annotation of a GenBank genome assembly.